Molecule: messenger RNA, 1448 nt
Organism: Acipenser ruthenus (sterlet)
Lineage: Eukaryota; Metazoa; Chordata; Actinopteri; Acipenseriformes; Acipenseridae
Product: dnaJ homolog subfamily C member 17-like
Exons: 11
Coding region: 169-1104 (311 amino acids)
Biological process (GO): spliceosomal complex disassembly
Cellular component (GO): spliceosomal complex
Molecular function (GO): nucleic acid binding
Source: RefSeq, a predicted model, not a curated record
AUGAUCUGUGUUAUUAAAAACUACAGCAUCCAGUUUGCACUGCUUUCGGUAUUUCCUGAGAGGUUGUAGUUGAAAGGUUGCGUGUGUGACUUGAAGUUCUGAACCGGGAGAGCAAGGAACAGCUAUUUAUAAUUCAUUUUUAAAAUAAAGAAGAAUCGGCGAGCGAAUAUGUCUGCUUCUAAAGAACUGCUGCAGCUCGAUCUGUAUGCUCUGCUCGGGGUGGAAGACGGAGCAGCUCCGAAAAAGAUUAAGAAAGCCUACAGACAGAAGGCGCUGACGUGCCAUCCUGACAAGAACCCAGACAACCCCAAAGCAGCUGAACUCUUCCACCAGCUCUCCCAGGCUCUAGAGGUCCUGACUGACACAGCUGCCAGGGCAGCCUAUGAUCAAGUAAGAAAAGCCAAAAAGCUAGCGGAGGAGAGAACCAGGAAACUCGACGACAAGAGGAAAAAGAUUAAACUAGAUUUAGAGGCCCGGGAAAGGCAGGCACAAGCCCACAAUCUCGAAGAGGAGGAAAUAAAAAUAACACGGACUUUGGAAGAAGAGAUAAUCCGUUUGCGAGAGGAAGGCUCCAGGCAGCUCCAAGAAGAACAGAGGCUUAUAAAGGAACAGAUCCAAAGAGAGAGGGAAGUUGGAGCAGGCGGAGGGCACAGACCACCAGGCACGCAGCAUGGAAUGAAAUCCGACAGCAACGUGACCCCCAAAUUAAAAUUAAAAUGGAAGAGUAAGAAAGGUGAUGAGACCAACGGUGGAUAUUCCCAUGAUGUUCUCCUUGGGCUUCUCCACAAGUAUGGUGAGGUGUUAAAUGUCCUCGUAUCUACUAAGAAGACUGGCAGUGCAGUUGCAGAGUUUGCUACAGUCAAAGCAGCAGAGCUAGCUUUUAAAAAUGAGCAUGGCUUAACAAGUAACCCUCUGAAGAUCUCAUGGUUGGAAGGACAGCCUGCACCAGCUCCCAGCCAUCUCUCUGACACCAGCACACAGGGCUCUGUGUGCAUGGCCAGGGACUACGAGAGUGUGGUGAUGAUGAGGAUGAGACAGGCGGCGGAGAGACAGCGACUCAUUGAGGAGAUGCAGAAAGAAGAUGAAGAGGACACACAGACAUAGCACAAAGAGGACCCGAGCAUUCACACUACUUUAAUUUUAAUAAAACCCUUUUUUUUAUAUUUAUAAAAAUGUUAUUUUCUUUUUGUAGAAAUUAUUAAAAAUCCAACAAAAGUGAAACGUAGGUUUGGGGUUAAAAACCUGCUGAAAUGCUCAGGGAAUGCUAACAAAGGUUUUACUGUCGGUAUCAUUGUGAAACCUAUUUUAGUUAGUGGUAUGAAUGAUGUGGUUUACUUUUCAUAAUGCAUUAUUUGUGAUUAUGUUUUUGUCACUUCUAGAUUCAUUUUAGAAUCUAAAUAAAUCAUUUUCAGGAAGCCAGAAUUUCCAAUAUAAUAUAUAUAUUUUAA